CCUUCCUUCACGGGAAGGUCUUGUAAAGUUGUUGUAACUCUCUUUAAGCCUAAGAGAAAACUUCAACAAGAAAAUGGCCGCACACAAAACCAGUGAGUAUCCACCGUUGAUUUCAAUGCUGAUCAUGUUCAUCAUCGUCCUAGAAUCAACGAUUAUCAAUGCAAGAGAAUUACGACCGUCCGAUCACGGUCUCGAGUACUACUACGAACCAGGCGAGUCAUCAGAAAUGACGUCAUUCUUUGGACCACCUUCUUCAAAUGAUCUAACGUCGAUAUCAUCACCGUCUAGCUCGAUAUUGCCGAGUGCGGUGAAGUCUCCAAUGAAGACGCUAUCAAAAGAUCAGGAUGAUGAUCGCGUGAUGAAUCACGUGCUGGUUGUGGGCAGCUUGGUGUGUGGACUCUCCGGCGUGGCUUUGAUGGUCGCUUCUGCUCUCAUUUAUUUUCUCGGUUACCCGAAAACGCAAAAUUCCUCUGUUAAUUGUGAUCACAUUCAUAAUAAUACCAAGUAGAAUCGUUCCUUUUUUUUUGGGUUUUCUCUAUAAUUUUCUCAAUUGUAUCAAGAACAAUAAAGAUGUUAUCAUGUAUUAUUGUAAGAAAACAGAUACUAAUAAUCUUUUGGUUGGUUAUUGAUUAUGUUUGGUGUGUUCGGUUCAGGAAAAUGAUUUGAACUGGUUCGGUUUGGGAACAUUUUGUCAAUUCGGUUCGGUUAUUGCUAAUAAUGAAUUAAUUUUUAAAGCUUAC
Molecule: messenger RNA, 740 nt
Organism: Arabidopsis thaliana (thale cress)
Lineage: Eukaryota; Viridiplantae; Streptophyta; Magnoliopsida; Brassicales; Brassicaceae
Product: GATA zinc finger protein
Exons: 1
Coding region: 74-508 (144 amino acids)
Source: RefSeq, marked reviewed